Messenger RNA from Musa acuminata AAA Group (dessert banana), 877 nucleotides. RefSeq lists its product as uncharacterized. The coding region runs from base 84 to 554 and encodes 156 amino acids. NCBI's taxonomy places the organism in Eukaryota, Viridiplantae, Streptophyta, Magnoliopsida, Zingiberales, Musaceae. The transcript has 2 exons. The record is from RefSeq and is a predicted model, not a curated record.
UCUCCUUCAGUUUCAAGAACUGUGAAACCCGCCUCUUUACAUACUCUCUCUCUCUCUCUCUCUCGCUUCUCUCAGCCGUCGCGAUGUGGCUUUCUAGGGUCUGGUCAUGGUUAAUGGGUCCGACGGAAGACGAGCAGAUGCCCGAUUUAGAAGCGGGCAACCCAACGAGUCCACUGGAAGACGAACAGAUGCCGGAUUUAGAAUCUGCCCACGGCCCCUACGCGUCCUCUUCCUCCUCGUCUGGUCUCGGCUUCCCCGACGAGAUGAGCAUGGAGGACCAGUUGGACGGCCAGAUCCAGUCUUGCGUAGCAGAAUGCCGCGGCCUCCGAGAACGGAUCGUCCCCAUCCUAGAGACCCUGCGGCGUGUCAGAAAGGGUCCGUCUUGGCAACAGGAAAUCAAGGACUGCGCCGGCCGUAAAGCCCAGAUGGAACAAGAUCGCGAGAGGCUGUCGAAAGAGUAUCAAGAUUGCGAAUCGAUGGUACAAGAUCUUUCUUGUGCAACUACGAUAUGUUUGCUGGUUUCUCUGAAGCUGAUCUCUGGGUUUCGUCUCUAAUGUAGUUGUACUGUUUGCCUUUUUUUUUGCCCUCUGCUUCUCUUUCUUGCUUCUUUCUUCUAUAAAGAUCUCUGUUUCCAUAAUACUGUGGUCGAACCAUAUCAUGACCCUUCCAGCAUCAAUGUCUUCAUCAUGCUUCUGCUAGAAUGGUUAGACAAUGUUAUGAUUUCAUAUUUCUGAGCCUAUGUAGAUCAAGGGAGAGAUUUAAGGAAAUAAUUAUUUGAUGUGGAAAAGAGAUCCAUGAGCAAUGGAGUUUGCAAUCUGUUGGCCAAUAAUCUUGGAACACCCUGUACUUGCUUGUCAUUUUGCCUUCUAAAUGCUAG